UUGAGUAGGCUGAGCUGAGCUGUCAUUGAUUGUUAUUUUUGCAUUUAUUUACUGCUAAUUUAAAUAUGAAAAGAAGUAAAUUGUGGUCUUAUUUCAAAAAAGAAGGAGACGGUAAUGUUAUUUGCACUAUUUGUAACAAACGAGUUAAAACUUCUGGAAAUACAAGCAAUCUAGCAUCACAUAUGAAACACAAACAUCCAGAAGAUUGUGAUGUGGACGAUAAAUCCUUGGAUAAAUCACAACGUAAGUUGACUGAAUGUGGUGGUACUUCUUCUAGUUUGUCUAGAAGUGCUGGAGUCAGCGUUAAUCUUCAAACAUCGGACGAAAGUGCUAAACCCCCUGAAACGUCAGUUGAUACUGUUGAAGCUUCUUGUUCGUCUGCUGUGGUUGUGUUCCCUACAACUAAGCCCGCUACUCCUAAUACGUCUGCAAACACUCCAAAAAUAAAACAGGCUUUUGAAAAUGUGUAUCAAUAUUCUAAAGGUGGUGCAAAAUACGACCGGAUAACAGAUGCUAUUGCGUAUUUUAUUGCAGUUGAUAACAGGCCGUUUUAUGCGGUUGAAGGAAAAGGUUUUCGACAUUUGAUUAAGGAACUAGCCCCUUUGUAUAAAGUGCCUUGUCGGGAAACGAUUAAAGCAAAGAUUGAUAAAAAGUAUGACACAUUAUCAAAAUUUGUGGCGCAUAAAUUGAAAAAUGUGGAUUACUUUAGUUUGACUACAGACAUUUGGACAGAGACAUUGACUAACACUGGUUAUCUGGGACUUACUGUUCAUUUUUUGCAACAGAAUGAAUUACAAUCUGUGACUAUUGGAGUUUUCGAAUUAGAAGAAAGUCAUACUGGCGAGUACAUUGGACAACAAUUGACAGGAAUAUUAAGAAGUUGGAAUAUAGAUACUGAAAAAGUUAUGGCUUUCGUUACAGAUUCUGGUGCAAAUAUGGUUAAAGCAAUAAGAGAGACGUUUGGGGCACACAAACACAUCCCAUGUUUUGCUCACAUGAUAAAUAGAGUUGCUGAAGAGGCCAUAAGAAAAACUUCCGGACUGAGUGAUAUAAUAGAGCAUGUUAGGAAUAUAGUAAAAUACGUAAAAAAGAGACAAGACAUGACAUUGGAAUUAAAAAGAAAGCAAAUAGAAAGUAAAAUACCCGAUGAAAAAGCUCUUAAAGUGAUACUUGAUGUAAAAACGAGAUGGAAUUCCAUGUACUAUAUGCUUGAACGAUUUUUGGAUUUGGCGCCAUAUAUAAGUGACAUAAUUUUUUGUAAAAUAGAUGCACCUACAAUGUUGACAGCAGUUCAGCUCAACACUAUAAAAGAUGUUGCUUAUGUUAUGCGUCCACUGGAAGCUAUGACAAGAGAGGCUUCUGCCGAACGUUACGUCACCAUUUCUAAAAUUGUACCCAUGGUGAGUUGUGCAAUUGACCAAUACAAGGAAUUGGGGGUGACUUCGACUAUUGCUGACGAAUUGAAGAGAAAUAUAACGCUGGAGAUAGAAAAGCGUUUCGGCCAUCUUGAAUACAAUAUGUUGUUAGCCGUUUCUACAUUGCUAGACCCGCGUUUCAAGAACUUGCAUUUUAAAAAACCGGAAGCUUGUGCGAAAGCAAUGUCUCGAAUUAGAAAAUUCAUUUCUGAAUAUAAAUCUGCCGUAACGGCUUCGUCAACUUCUUCAGAAGAUGAAGAAAAAGUUGAAUUUGAUUUUUGGAAGUACCACAAAUCUUUGGCUCACACGCAAAUAAAAAGAAAAAAAACUGACGGUGACGAUGAACUCACGUUAUAUCUCUCUGCCCCUGUAAAUACUUUAAAAGUAAAUGUUCUUGAAACAUGGCAAGAGAUGCAGGGUGUAUAUCCGAAUCUUUUUAAAGUGGCAAUGUGUCAUCUACCGAUUGUAGCAACAAGUGUUCCAUCAGAACGUCUUUUUUCGAAGGCAGGAGCUACUAUAACCCAGAGCCGAAACCGGCUACAUGGAAGCAGACUUUCUAAGUUAUUAUUUUUAAGUUCAAUAGCUGGUACAAAAUACUGGAAUUAAUUUUUUUUUUUACAUUAUAUAUUAAAAUAAUACAUUUUUUAUUUCC
This is a messenger RNA of Parnassius mnemosyne (clouded apollo), 2067 nucleotides long. NCBI's taxonomy places the organism in Eukaryota, Metazoa, Arthropoda, Insecta, Lepidoptera, Papilionidae. The record is from the annotation of a GenBank genome assembly.